GCUCUAGCCGCCAUUGCCGCCUCCUCCCGGCGGGCGCCGCGCCGCGGGUCUUGCGAGAAUACCGCCCGCCUGCCGCGCGCCCGCCCGUUGGCCGGUAACGGCGCGGGGCGGGGCGGGCGCCGCUUUGAAUCGGCGCGGGAGCCGGGGCUGCGGCGCGACAUGGGGCCGCUGGAGCUGGUUGCCGGGGCGCAGCCGGAGGAGGCUGCUGCUGCUGUCGGCCCGAGGCGCAUCGAGGUCCCCCGGCCCCCCUCCAUCGAGGAGUUCACCAUCGUGAAGCCCAUCAGCCGCGGCGCCUUCGGGAAGGUGUACCUGGGCCGCAAGGCGGGGAGGCUCUACGCUGUCAAGGUGAUGAAAAAAGCAGACAUGAUCAACAAAAACAUGGUUCAUCAGGUCCAGGCAGAGAGAGAUGCGUUGGCCCUCAGUAAAAGCCCUUUCAUUGUGCACUUAUACUACUCGCUUCAGUCAGCUAAUAACAUCUAUUUAGUGAUGGAAUACCUUAUUGGUGGAGAUGUCAAAUCUCUUCUCCAUAUUUAUGGAUAUUUUGAUGAAGAAAUGGCUGUUAAGUAUAUUUCCGAAGCAGCAUUGGCUCUUGACUAUCUUCACAGGCAUGGGAUAAUCCACAGGGACCUGAAGCCAGACAAUAUGCUCAUUUCGAAUCAGGGCCAUAUAAAGUUGACAGACUUUGGGCUUUCCAGAGUUACCCUGAACAGAGAGAUAAAUAUGAUGGAUAUCCUUACCACACCAUCAAUGGCAAAGCCAAAACAAGACUACUCACGUACUCCAGGACAAUUGUUGUCUCUCAUCAGUUCUCUGGGUUUUUAUACUCCUGUUGGAAUGAAAAUGCCAGGGCCUGAUUCGAGUCAAUCAUCUGACAGUCAGUACGGAGUGGUUUCUCCCUUGCCUGUGGUCCAAAAGGAAAAUACCCCUCUUUCAACUAAAUUAUUCAAAACAUAUCUUGAUACUUCUCAAUUAACUCCUGUGAUGCCAAUGAGAAGCUUAACUCCUACUCUGCUUCAGUCAAGAAGAAGGUUUGGUACCUCCAGUGCCAGUAGUCAGUCACACCCAUACCUGUCCAGUAUAGACUCAGAAUACUGCAGCAGCCCAAAGUGGGAGAAAGAUGUAGAGCAAAGCGAAGGUGAACCAUGUUCUACAACAAGCAAAACAAGUAACAGUGGAUCAGCUUUCCUUUCUAAUGUAGAAUUACCAAAUAGCAAAGGUAUUAAAGUUUCAAAGAAGAAAGAGCUGGAGCCUGCCGUUUCUCCCAUCAGCAGCAAUGAUUCUGGCAGUAGGCAGAAGCUGGGAAGUGAAUGUUCUGAUAUAACAGAUACUCCUGUGACCACACUGGAUGUGAAAGGCAUAGUCAGAAAAUGUCUUUCUGAAAAUAAGAUUUGGGAAGAAAAAGCCUUCGUAAGUAAAAGAGAGCUGACUAAUGAAACGGCGGAAAUUUCUAAUCGACAGCAGUCACUUUCAAGGCAGAAUGAGCCUGUCAAGCUUAUCAAAGAGGAAGAAAUUUUUGAAAAGCCAGGUAUAAAAAGAAGCUUUGAAUUAGUUGACACUAGUCCUUGUCAGGAGGUUAACUAUGUUAAAAAAAGCAAUGCAGAGUACAAACGUGGCUGUCGGAUCUCAGAAUUUCCAGCAAACAGAAGGACAGGUUUGACAACAGAAAUUCAAUCCUUAAUGCUUUGUGAUGAUGGAUGCCUACGUGACACCUGCAAAAGCAAUGAAAAAGUUAAGAGUUUUAUUGGUAACCAGCAAGCAGUAGAAAGAUCACUUACUCCAGUUAUAGCCAAAAAUCUUAUGUGUGAUCUGGAUGCAGACUGUUAUGAAAAGGGUGAUAAAGAGGAGUAUAUGAACUCAAGUUCUAUAGGCACUGAUAAUGAAAAUCCUUUAGGAAUCCUCCGUGCAGACUUGGACUCAUCAUUUCCUGAAACUGCUGUUACAGAACGCCAUUUAGAAAAGCAGCUUUUGGAUUUGGACAAAAGUGUUAAAGACCUCUCCUUUGAGGAACCAAAACCAGAAGGCAUGGCAAUAACAUCACCGGAGUCCCGAGAUGCCUCACAAAAUGAAAAGGAAGCACACACUGUCCAGGACUGCAAGCUGUUACAUCAUGGAACAGAUAAUGACCAAAAGCACAUGAAAGAAACUUCCUUCGACAUGGUGUCUUCUUCAGAAAAGAUGACAGAAGCACUGAAUCUCUUAAAAAAAAAUGCUGUUGUUUUUCGAAGUUAUAAUAGUCCAAUUAAUACAUCCAAUGUAUCUGAGCCAUGUAGCAUGGCUUCCUUGGAUAUAAUGGAUCUUUCACCCGCUUGUAGCGGCUCUUACCCAACAGCUAUUACUCCAUUACAAAGAGGAAGACUGUAUAGGGCCUAUCAGACUCCUCGUCAGGGAGAUGCUGACACACCAUACAGGACUCCAAAGAGUGUCAGAAGAGGAGCUGCCCCAGUGGAAGGUGAACGCAUCCUAGGGACCCCAGACUACUUGGCACCUGAGCUGCUUUUGACAAAGCCUCAUGGUUCUGCUGUAGACUGGUGGGCCCUUGGAGUUUGCCUGUUUGAGUUUCUAACUGGAAUUCCACCUUUUAACGAUGAAACACCAGCACAAGUCUUCCAAAAUAUUUUGAAAAGAGAUAUUCCCUGGCCUGAGGGUGAAGAGAAGCUGUCUGAUAAUGCCCAAAAUGCGAUAGAUAUCCUUCUAACAAUUGACAGUACUAAGAGAGCUGGACUGAAGGAACUGAAACAUCAUCCCCUCUUUCAUGGUGUGGACUGGGACAAUCUACAGAAUCAAACUAUGCCAUUCAUACCUCAGCCAGAUGAUGAAACCGAUACCUCUUACUUUGAAGCUAGGAAUAAUGCUCAGCACCUGACUGUGUCUGCAUUUAGCUUAUAGCAUCAAGAUGUCAACUUUCUUCAUGUUUUUGCACACUUACAGCUUCUCCUGUAACACUUCCUUGGUAAAUUUAGAGUGUGUUUUAAGCUAUCAGUUUUUAUUAUUGUAUCCUUUUAUUCUGAAGUGAAACUACUGUAUGAAACUUGGCUGGUAUCAAGUGCUUUCAUGUUACUUUUUACCUUAUUGCACCUUACUAAGAGGCCAGAGCGUUGUAUUUCUUAGAGCUAGUAACGCUUGGCAAUGAUGGGGUUUUUUUUUAAUAGCAAUGAGUAACUCCAGUUAGGUGGCAUGAAGUAGUUUCCCGGUUAAACGUAACAGGGAAAGGACAUAAAUGCAUGCUAAUUGUAUCUAAUUAUCAACUUACCUGUUGGUGGUUCAGUGUGAUGGCAGUCUUGUUUGGGAGUAGUCCUUUCUGACCAGUUUGAAUAUGUAUCUACUGUGCAAAACUGACGUUUCUAUUAGAGGUGGAAAACUGAAAAUUUAAUGCAGCAUUGAAAUGCCUUACUUCUUACUGUUUUUUUUCUUAGAGAAAUGUCAAACCUUCUCUUAAAAACAUUAUUCUAAAAGAAAACUGUGGUGGUUCUACCAUAGUUUUGUAAUGCAAUACAACAUCAUAAAUUCUGUAGAAUAAAUAGGCCAACUGACAAAGCAGAAUGUUUAAUGUAAACACAGCAGUAUAGUGAUAAAUUCUGCACAGUUAGCACUGAAGACUUGCAAUACCCCAUACUCUUGAAUGUACUUGCAUUUAUCCUGCUCAUAUCAAAUAUGGAGUUAAAUUUCACAUGCAUGUUGUUGGGGUCUGUGGUGUGGUUUUGUUUGUUGUGGGGUUUGGGGUUUUUUGUGUGUUUUGUGAAUAAAUCUAAGAUUCACCUUUUUCAAUGUGGAAUUCCUUGUCAACUCUUAAUCCCCUUGGCUUUGCCCCACUUACUGCUUGACUUCAAAUACAACAGGCAAAAGCACAAAAAGCUACAAUGUAGUAGCUGAAAGAUUUAAAGUUUCUUCUCAUUACUGAUCAACUACAAGUAUCUGUGUAAGUUGGCAAAAGUUUCUGACCCUUAGAAGCUUUGGAAUACCACUCGGCAAGUCCUUUCGCUGUUACAUGGUGUUUCUUGAAGGCCUAACCUUGCUUUGCUGUGCGUAACCUACGUAUAAACCCUGUAGCUUCCAGGUUAUCUUGGGAGACAGCUCAUCUGCUGUUAGCUGGACAGGAGUGUGCUAAAAACUAUAGAAGUGAGUAACUACCCACUUACACAGAAACAGCAGUCUUGGACAGUUACCGCUAACUUGCUGUUAGGUGCACCUACACGCUGUGCAAUGUUUGGAGGCUGAAACUUUGAAAUGCUGCUGUGUGUUCUUGAGCUUGUAGGUUCCAGUUUCAGCAUGACCAGGUUUACUAAUGGUUACUCUUAUGGCAAAAUGUAUUCUUUUCCUCUCUACUACACUCUCAAAAAACUUACUUUGCACACUUUUGGGUAAAUACAUAAAAUACUGUGGUCUUGC
Molecule: messenger RNA, 4386 nt
Organism: Falco peregrinus (peregrine falcon)
Lineage: Eukaryota; Metazoa; Chordata; Aves; Falconiformes; Falconidae
Gene: MASTL
Product: microtubule associated serine/threonine kinase like
Exons: 12
Coding region: 160-2886 (908 amino acids)
Biological process (GO): intracellular signal transduction; peptidyl-serine phosphorylation
Cellular component (GO): nucleus
Molecular function (GO): ATP binding; protein serine/threonine kinase activity
Source: RefSeq, a predicted model, not a curated record